AUGCCGCCAGGAGGAGGACGACCGCCCGGCUCCCGCCAGAGCCCUUCUCUGCGCGUCCGCGACCUCAUCACCCUAAGCUUCCUGCUACCUAUCGCAGCCUCUGCUCUGCAGCAGCAGCCACUCUACCCGCCCGAGAAGCACCGUCCCGCCGACGACCUCGCCAAUGCUGCCUCUGCCGCAGAAAAGCAAUGGGCGACCGUCGCCGAUACCCUCCAGACGCCCCACAGCGGCCAGCGAGGCUUCCGCGACACCGACAUAAGCAUCCAAAACAAAAAUGACAAGUCUGUUCGUACAUCAGCCCGUCCAAAAGAUGGCGCCCUUGCGACUGUGUCCUCUGCUGCCGCCAAUUCGGCGGCCAGCGGGCAACCUCCUGCCUCGUUGCCGGCAAGCACCGCCGGCAUCACCACGCGACAACCGGCGCGGAAUCUGCAGGAUUGGCAGGUCGAGGACAUUAUGCUCCUGGCGACUGUGGAUGGUAGCCUGUACGCACGAGACCGAAAGACCGGCGCCCAUCGCUGGAAGCUGGAGUCUGACCGUGAGAUGGUCGAGAGCAUUCGGCACCGACACAACAACACCGUGGACGAGAAUGGCCUGGAGCAGGAGGAUCCGCUGUUCGUUGUGGAGCCGAGCCAGGAUGGUAUCAUUUACCUCUUGACUCCCGGCUUUGGUCUCCAGAGAUUGCCAUACACCGUCAAACAGCUAGCCGAUCUGGCCCCGUACGCUGGUGAUGGAUAUCCGGCAGUGGCAUACACUGCCGAGAAGAAGAACACCAUCUACACGGUAGAUGCUGCAACCGGCAACAUCUUGAAGAUUUUCAGCUCGGCCGGCUCCAUUGUGAACGAUGACCGCAGUUGCAGGAAGGCGAGCCCACUGGAUCUGGAAGAGCCCGAGUGUGACCCCAUUGGAACAUUGACCUUGAGCCGGACCGAAUACACCAUUGGCAUCCAGGAUCGAAACACUGCGGAGCCAAUCAAUACAAUUCGUUACUUCGAGUGGGGAACGAACAAUCGUGACCAUGACCUGCGCAGCAAGUAUCAGUCGACCAUGGACAACAGGUACAUCUAUCCGAAGUUCAACGGCUACAUCCAGAGCGUCGAGGUCGACCCGGGAAAGCCGAAGCUGCCAAGCAGUAAGAAAGUCAGCUACCAGAAGAAGUUUGCAACGCCCGUCGCGAGAGUUUUCGACGUUGUCCGCCCUCUUGGAGACCCGUCAAGCGACGCCGCACUGGUCAUACUACCGCAGCCGCAGUUACCGAAGAUCACGGAUGGUAAAUCUGACGAUGAAGACAUCGACAACGUAUGGGUCAAUUGUACAGAUUCAGGCAAUUGGUACGCUUUGUCUGAAUCAAGGUAUCCAAGAGUGACCGAAAGAGCCCCCCAAGCACGAUACUACGAUCUCGUGGGCAGCUCCAAAGGCGUGCCCCUUUCAAGAAACAUCUUCGCGGGUGUUCAUUACCUGUCUACGGACAAUGCACCUCCGGGCAGCAACCGGAUAGGAGGAAACAAUCGACUCACGAUUGAUGCACCGGCCGAGGAGAUAAUCUAUGGCAGACAGACUGAUCUGACAGUCCCGCACCCCGCCCAAAACAGCAUCAAUACCUUGGCCACGGUUGUUCUCACACUUGUCAUGAUCGGUUUGGUGUCCUGUGGUGUACUGUACAAACAAUACGGCAUAGCACCGUGGAAUUUGAAGUUGCCGCCACUUGCGCCCAGAAUUACCUUGCCAAAUGGAGAGGUUGCAGAACUGGGAAAGCCCCUGCCAGAAACACCAAUGCUUCGCGAGGGCGAGCCCGCCAAGGAGACCAUCUUUCCUCACGACGAAGGUAAUCCUGCCCCGCGAGUGCGCUUCACAGAGCCUCCAAAGGAAGAGGGCAGCCCCGACAAUCACGAGGCUGCAGCCGAGGGGGAUGAAGAUGCCAAGGAAGGUGCUGAGCCAAAGAAGAAGAAGGCAACGAGGGGAAAGCGAGCGGGUAGGAAGCAGAAGGAGAAAGAGGCAGCACAAGCUGAGUUCCGAGCCCAAAAGUACGGCACCGCGGUUCCUCAGGUGGCAGAGGUCAUCAGCGUGGCCGCGUCCGAAAGUUCUCAGGUAUCUGGCCCUCUGCAAAUCAACAGCCUUGUCAUUCACACCGACAAAAUCAUCGGGACUGGAAGCUGUGGCACCAGCGUGUUUGAAGGGUCCUUUGAGGGACGCGCAGUCGCCGUCAAGCGAAUGCUUUCACAGUACUACGCGUUGGCAUCUCAGGAAGUGUCCUUCUUGCAACAGAGUGACGACCAUCCCAACGUCGUACGUUACUUUUGCCAACAGAAGGACGACCAUUUCUUGUACAUUGCGGUGGAACUAUGCCAGGCGAGUCUUUUCGAGACCUGGAAGCCUGAUGUGGCGAAGCUAUCAGAAGAGAGGUUACAACAACUCCAAACGUUGAAGUCCGCAAUGCAGCAGGACAUGACGAAGACCUUGCAACAGCUGGCAGCUGGCCUUCACCACCUGCACAACUUGCGUAUCAUCCAUCGCGAUAUCAAGCCGCAAAACAUCCUCGUCGCUUUCCCAAAGAAGAGCCAUCUGAACGGGACCCGACUGGUCAUCUCGGACUUUGGGCUCGGCAAGAACCUCCCCGAAAAUGUCAGCACCCUGAACGAUCAAACCGCCAACGCCGGAACUGCGGGCUGGAAAGCUCCUGAGCUUAUCACGCAACCCCGAGAGACGUCUAGCAACAACACUCACAGCACCUCGAAUAACAGUGAAAGCGGUGCUGGUGCUCCAAGCGGAGUCAAGCGUGCUGCUGAUAUCUUCUCACUCGGGUGCUUGUUCUUCUGGGUCCUCACGGACGGCGUCCAUCCUUUCGAGGACGAGAAUGGCUGGAUGCAAUUGCGCGAACUCAACAUCAAGCGUGAUAGGAAGAACAUGGAUGCUCUGGAGAAAUGGUCUGAUGCGUAUGAGCCCAUGCAGUUGAUAAGCUCAAUGCUGGAGCAUCAGCCGGAGAAUAGACCGACAGCACAGACUGUGCUCAAUCAUCCCUACUUCUGGUCUCCUGAGAAGCGUCUGGCCUUCCUUUGCGACUGCUCCGACCACUUUGAACGUGAGCCGCGUGGCACUUACGAAGAUGACUAUGCUGGCGACUCGGUUCAUCUCCGGAUGCUGGAAGACCGUGCCGAAGAAGUCAUCGGUGCACCAUAUGAGCGUGCCGAUUUCCUGUCGAAGCUUGAUCGCCAGUUUGUCGAUACUCUUGGCAAGCAGAGGAAGUACAGUGGCAACCGUCUGCUGGAUUUGUUGAGAGCGCUGCGCAACAAGAAGAAUCACUACGAGGACAUGCCUGAGCACGUCAAGAAGCAUGUUGGACCACUCGCGGGCGGCUACUUGAGCUAUUGGGGCAAUCGCUUUCCGAAGCUGUUGAUGACUUGCUACGAAGUCAUCCACAAGGCGGGCGUGCAGGGCAAUGAUCGAUUCAAGGGUUACUUUGCGCUGGGAAAUCCCUGA
Molecule: messenger RNA, 3474 nt
Organism: Lecanosticta acicola
Lineage: Eukaryota; Fungi; Ascomycota; Dothideomycetes; Mycosphaerellales; Mycosphaerellaceae
Source: the annotation of a GenBank genome assembly